This is a messenger RNA of Pomacea canaliculata, 3413 nucleotides long. Its product is annotated as MPN domain-containing protein-like. Gene Ontology annotation, molecular function: polyubiquitin modification-dependent protein binding; metallopeptidase activity. The record is from RefSeq and is a predicted model, not a curated record. Gene Ontology annotation, cellular component: BRISC complex; BRCA1-A complex. Gene Ontology annotation, biological process: double-strand break repair. Lineage: Eukaryota; Metazoa; Mollusca; Gastropoda; Architaenioglossa; Ampullariidae. The transcript is spliced from 15 exons. Bases 82 to 1653 code for a protein of 523 amino acids.
GUCACAGGAAGCACAUGUAAACAAAGAAAACUGUUGUGGAAGUUUAUUGACUUUUUCAACUUCAGAUGGGUUUGUUUACAUAUGUCAAACUCAUCAGAAGAUUCACAAGCUGUUCAGGAAGAUGCCAUGAAGGAUGAAGAAGAGGAGGAAGUAGAUUCAGAAGAGGAUGGUGAUUCCUUACAGAAGGCUAAGCAAGCUCUUACAGGGCGUGGAGUCACAUUGUCAGACUUGAUGAAUGAUGGUCUGAUCCAUGCAGGACAGAACGUAUUGUCUAUUGACUACAGGGGUCAGCGUUUUGAAGCAGACUUGCUUCCUUCUGGUAAGAUUCGUUGGCAAGGAUCAGAGGAAGAGUUCAGCACCCCUAGUGCUUGGGCAACCCACUGCAAACGGCUUGUGAAUCCUAUCAAACGUUCUGGCUGUGGCUGGGCUUCAGUGAAAUAUAAAGGCCGCAAACUGGAUACGUGGAAGACUGUGUGGUCCCGAAAACAUCGGACAAAUAGUCCAUAUCGCAGCAAUUCUCCUUAUCAGGCAGCAGCAGAUGUUCAAAAUGGCUCGAGUCCAGGUCUUUCUUGUGGCCAAGAAAAUGGUAAACAAAUUGGAGAACCACAAGAUAUUGUGGUUCCCAAAUCUCCAGUUUCAGAAACAACAUUUGCUUUGGCUGGUCCACCACCUCCAGUUACAAAUAGUGUUUCAUCUGCAAUCAGUGCCUCAAAACCUCAACCAUACACAAGCGUUUAUAAUCAGGAAGUACAGGAAGAAGCUCUCAAUCUCUCCAUGUCUGGUCCUCAUGCGGUCGGUAAAACUAAUGGUUCAGCAGAUGACAGUAAGAUCAUGGACAGUAAAAGUGUCAGUCCCUGUUCCAGUGCCUCUUCACAGCAAAACUUUACAUCCAAGUGUCAGGCGUCAGUCUCUUAUUCUACCCUGGGUUCACGUAGUAUUGACCAUAAUCCAAACACUUUUGUGAAGUGUGAACAUUUUGCCACACUUGGUAGAACACAGCCAUUCACUGUCUCCAUUUCUACAAAUGCAAUGCUCUUAAUGGAUUUCCAUAGUCAUCUGACAACUUCAGAAGUCGUUGGUUACUUGGGUGGCCACUGGUCCCAACAGACGCAUCAUGUGAGGAUCACUCAGGCUUUUCCUUGUAAAUGUCGUCUCGGUGACAUUGACAAGGCACCAAUUGUUGAAGAGGAGAUUCGACAGGGUAUGGUGAAACAGGGAUGCAGUUUGGUUGGAUGGUACCAUAGUCACCCACACUCUCAGGCAGAUCCAACUUUAAAGGACAUAGACUGCCAAACAUCUUACCAACUUCGCAUGAAGGGACCUGGUGGUGUCUAUCUUCCUUGUCUCGGGCUUAUUUUCUCACCAUACAACAAACGAGCAACUAAAUCAGAGUCCAGCUUCGAGGCAUUUUGGAUUUUGCCACCUCCAGAGCACCUGCCAACUGGCUAUGGGAUGCCUAUGCACAUGAAGUGCAGUCUUCACCAAAGCAGCUCACUUUCUGAAGAACUUUUGAGCGAAAUGAAUCAGCUUGCUGACUACUACAGGGCAGCACCUGACAGGGUGAGAUGGAGGGAGCUGUGGACUGAUAGUUUGACAUUUAUGGAAAAAAUUAAGUUUUAUGAAGACGGAUCAGCUUUUAAAGAAAAAAGAUAAAGCUGUCCAGACACAGUUUAAUUUUUUAGAGAUAACUGGAAAUUUGACUUUCUACUGGGUACAUUUAUGUCAUAGCUUGUCUGUGCUGACAAGUUCAUAAAAACAUUCAUAAUUUCGAAUAACAGAAAGCUGAACUUAAGACUGCUGUUUAUAAAUAAAUAGAAUAAUGAGAACAAUGAGAAUCAACAAAAAAGGUAAAAUGAUGUGAACUUAUGUGGGAAAAGGUUCUGAAACCACCAAUUUUUUGGAGCCAUAAAUUUAAUGGAUGAAAGUUAUCUGAUAAUUAUCCUGUGUGCAUUAGCCGUUUUAGGGCAAAAGAAUUAUUUAAAAACCCAGUCAGCACUUCGGUGUGAGGACAAUUUUCUUUAGCAAACCAUUGUUGCAUUUUUGAGCCCCCUUUAAGUAGACAGUAUGACUAGUCAUAACCUCACUCAGGCUUGAAAUCAAGUGGUACUGAUCAAAUAACAUGGACACAACACAGUGUCAAGGAAAUCGAAAAUCCAUCCCAUAUGAUGCCGUCCCUUCACUUUCUGUGGAAAUUUUAGGUAAUUAUUGCUGUAUAUUAUGGAAUCAUAUGCAGAUGUAAAGAUGUUUUUGUUUACAUACAUGCUCAUAGUCAUACACACAUUUGUGUACACUUGGAUCGGCCCGUGCAAUUGUAUGCAUGAAAUAUAUAUGCAUAUCAUUUGCUUUUAAAUGUUAAAAUUUGUUUGCCAUUUUGCAUAUACAAUGUUCACAUUCAGGUUUUGUUGUUAAAACAGGAUGUAUUUGUAAAAAGGAAAAAUAGUAUAAAGGCAGCAGAAACAUCAGUUCCCUUUAACGUGGGAAACUGAGUACUCUCUGUUCCUAUGUUAUUUAUCAUCUUUGCUUAGAAUUCCUUUGGUAGUAGUUUAAAUAUUUAUUUUUGCACAGGUUAUAUGUGAUAUUUAGUGCUGGCUAAACUAUGUGCUUGUGUGAUGUCAUUAAUAUGCUCUGAUCAUGACUGUUAUUCUUAUGAAAAUAAGACUUCUACUUUCCCAGGUGAUAUGACCAUAGUAAUUUGUUUUAGCAGCCAUCUUUUAGCAUUUAAAUGGCAUCAUCAGAGAUGACAGACUAUGAUUUUUUUGUAAACUGAGUGUUAUCAGUUCUAUGACUUCUUAAUAUGUUUGAGCUGGCCUUUCUUCCACUCUGGAAGUUGCAACAAACUAGUUAAAAAGGCCAGAAGCUUAUAUCCAUCCACAAAAAAGGACCAUCAUAUCCCUUGUGUUAUCUAGUCGAUCAGUGCAGAUUCAGUUUAAAGUUUAGGGGACACACAUUUUGCUCUCAUUACUUUCUAAGUGGUUUGCCAUGGCAUGCUGUCAUCAAUUAGAAUAAUAGUCAUAUCUUAUACUGCAGUGCUAUAAUCUGUCAAGUUCCAUGAAGUAAUAAUUUUUUUUUACAUUAUUCUAAAAGGGAUGCCUUGUAAGCACUUCUAAAAAAGAAAAUUUAAUUGUUUUUUGCAUGGUUAACAUCUAAAUGCAAGAAGGGCAAGCAGAAUAAGCAUUAUUUUGUCUUACUAGCUGGCUCCAUGUGGUUUCAAGUAGGCUUCUUUCGUACAUGUAUAGAUGUAAAAAUGGUGCUAGAAAAAACAGUUUCAUUUUUUUUCUGUCAUCUACAUCUUGCUCUGCAUGAUCACAGAACUUGCAUGCACUCUUAACAUGUUUCAUCAGUUCCUCAAGAGCUGUGCAGACCAAUUGUGAAUUUAUUCAUGACAUGUUAAAAAUUAAAAAAAAACAAGUUUU